Panicum virgatum (switchgrass) is the source of this 384-nucleotide messenger RNA. Its product is annotated as abscisic acid receptor PYL4-like. Bases 1 to 384 code for a protein of 127 amino acids. The transcript is spliced from 2 exons. The record is from RefSeq and is a predicted model, not a curated record. NCBI's taxonomy places the organism in Eukaryota, Viridiplantae, Streptophyta, Magnoliopsida, Poales, Poaceae.
AUGCCGUGCAUCCAGGCGUCCAGCCCCGGCAGCAUGCCGCACCAACACCACGGCCGGGUCCUGGCCAGCGUCGGGUGCGUGGUGGUAGUGGCCGCACCGGCGGUCGCGACGACCACGGGGAUGCGGUGCGGGGCGCACGACGGCGAGGUUCCCGCUGAGGCGGCGCGCCACCACGAGCACGCGGCGCCGGGGCCCGGGCGGUGCUGCUCCGCGGUGGUCCAGCACGUGGCGGCGCCGGCCGUGGUGGUGUGGUCCGUGGUGCGGCGGUUCGACCAGCCGCAGGCGUACAAGUGGUUCGUGCAUAGCUGCACGCUGCUGGCAGGCGACGGCAGCGUGGGCAUGCUUCGGGAGGUGCACGUUGUGUCGGCUCCGCCAUCCCGAUGA